Fusarium subglutinans is the source of this 1644-nucleotide messenger RNA. RefSeq names its product GPCR type. The transcript has 6 exons. The record is from RefSeq and is a predicted model, not a curated record. The coding region runs from base 1 to 1644 and encodes 547 amino acids. NCBI's taxonomy places the organism in Eukaryota, Fungi, Ascomycota, Sordariomycetes, Hypocreales, Nectriaceae.
AUGGAUGCGCCACCAGUCAUCACCAUCUACAACCUCCCACCUAGCCCAGCCAGGUGGGAUCGGGUCGGAACAUUCUACAUUAUCUUCUGCGUUGUUUGGACACUCCUGGUUCUUGCUGGUAUGACAUUCUGCUGGUGCAACCGCAACAACCCACUACUCAGACUCCGUGGUCUCGCUCUUUCAUUCUCCGCGAUUGUUCUCCUUCACCUCUAUUGGAUCCUCGGUCAGAUCGUGUACCCAGUCGGACCUACCAUACCUAUAGUUCUGGCAUACGACAUACAAUACUUCUUCAUGGGAAUCUGGUUCCCUCUCGGCAUUGCUCUUUUCCACGCAUCCAAUAGUCGCCUUCUUCAGGUAGCUAAGCUGCAGAAGAAGUAUAGCAGUGCCAACUUGAGAGACCAGUUCAAUUCGUCACAGCCUUACAAUUCUUGGUUAUGGAUCGGUAUGGUCGUCCAGGUCAUCCUGACAGUUAGCAUGUGGUCAGCAUGUCGCAAAUACCAUCCUACCUAUGGUAUCCCGGGCACCGAGAUCAAGAGUCAGACACUUCCAGAGCAAAUAAUUGAGUUGGGCCGGGGCUGGGAGUGGUGGCCAUCUGUACUCUGGCAGGUAGUCUGGACAUGGAUGGUUGCACCCUUUCUGAUCUGGAGGACAUGGCAUAUCCGCGAUACUAUGGGUUGGCGAACACAAACGAUCGGCUGUUGCCUCUCCAGUCUACACGCAACUCCCAUGUUCUUGAUUGCAAGUUAUGUACCCCAGUUUGCGCCUGUGAACUUUUACUUCCCUCCCAGUUCAUGGAUCCACGUCUCAAUUUUUCUUAUCGAGAUCUUUGCUGUUUUCGUCCCUGCCUUCCAAGUCAUCAAGCAACGUAUCCUCGUCAAGCGCGUCGAAAGUCUGAAUAUCGAGUGGUACUCCACAUCCUCAACGUCCACGCUUCGAGAACUCGAUGAUCUACGAAGAGGUUCCUCAGUAGCUACUCGUCUCGGCGACAAGGGAGGAUAUGAAUCCUCAGAACAAGAGAUGAAAGAUACCCUUCUGACCAUCAGCGCUUUCAACUACACCCUCAACAGCAAUCCUGGACCCCUGCAAGACUUCUCAGCUCUGAACGACUUUUCGGGAGAGAACAUUUCUUUCUUGACUGAGGUUACCAGAUGGAAGAUCUCGUGGCGUGCCGAACCAGACGAGGCAGAUGUUCGUGAUGCGUAUAAUGCUGCACUGGAUAUUUACGCCAACUUUAUCAGUCCUUGUGAUGCUGAGUUUCCACUGAAUCUUGGAUCAGCAGAUCUCAAGUACAUGGGAAAGAUGUUCGAAGCAGCUGCACGAGAGACAUUUGGACAAGCGAACGUGUAUCCAGCUAUACCGUUUGAAACCACGACGUCUCUUGAGUCAGCACCUGCUUCAGCCCUGGCGAGACCUAUCUAUGCUGGGAUUAUCCCUGCCGAGUUCGGACCUGGCGUUUUCGAUGCCAUUGAGCAACAUAUCAAGUAUCUGGUUUUGACGAACACAUGGCCAAAGUUUGUCAAGGAAAUGCAGUCACGGAGGCGAUCUGGGGAGACAACACGGAGUGGUUAUUCGGCUUCGUCUGAGGCAUCUAUGGUCAGUCGACUUUCAGACAAAAUGUCAAAACUCUUCUAUCAUAUUGGUUGA